GAAAUAUACUUGAGGCGCACAGGUGUUCGUCACUCACCAGGUUCAGUAGGUUACCGGAAUCUUUCACCCCUACAUCAUUGUAUGGGACUUUUUUUCACAAUGGAUAACCAACGAUUCAGCAGCUCUUAAGUAAGAAAUCAAGAAGAGGAACUAGCCAGAGUAUUUCUGGGGUAGCCUACUAACUACAGCAUCUCGGAGUCUCACGAAACCGGCGCUGGAUGUCAGGCUUUUCUUAGCUGUAACAUUAGUGUUGGGACCACUCCUAUAUGUUAUGGACCUUCAGCAGUGUGAAGGGGACCAGGUGUCAGAGGGCUGUGACUCACCAUGUAACGGGGACUCCCGGCCCCCACCUGCCAAACUGGCCCGCCUGGAGCUGAAUGGCACUGGGGGCCACCUAGGGCCACAACACGGCCGGACUAGACAGGAGAUCUCAGAAGCCAGAGCCCACACACUGGCACCUAAACCCACCACCCCCACAUCACAACCCAAAAACUGGCAAAAGACAGGGACCCUGCUUCCUGUGCUGUGUGUGGUUGAGCACAGGGAGAACCCGGUAGCUGCAAUGGAGGCUGACAACAGAGAGGAGCAUGCUGAGUUUGUACUGGUCAGGAGAGACCUGCUGUUUAACCAGCUCAUAGAGAGGGCUCUACUGUCUCUGGGUUACUCCCACACCUCUGCAGCACAGGCCAAAGGUCUGAUCCAGGUGGGUCAGUGGAAACCCGUCCCGCUGUCAUGUGUGACUGAUUCUCCUGAUGCCACAGUGUCUGACAUGCUCCAGGACCUCUACCACGUCAUCACCCUGAAGAUCCAGCUGACCAGUUGUCCAAGGCUGGAGGACCUUCCUCCAGAUCAGUGGACUCACUCUACGGUGAGAAAUGCCUUGAAGGAACUGCUGAGAGACAUGAACCAGAGCUCCCUGGCUAGAGAGUGCCCCCUGUCCCAGAGUAUGAUCUCAUCCAUUGUAAACAGCACCUACUAUGCAAAUGUGUCGGCCAGCAAGUGCCACGAGUUUGGCAGCUGGUACAAGCACUUCAAAAAGACCAAAGGCAUCAUGGAGGUGGAAAGCUUCUCUGAGCAAUCCCAACUGUUCUCCAGCCACCUGACCUUCACCCAUCAACCAAUCCCGGGCAGUACAGCCGAGCAGGCCAGUUCCUCGCCUCUCCCCUUCCCUCAUGGGUGCGCAGCAGCCCACGUUUCUGGGCGUGGAUGUCUGGCCCCAAGUCUUCGCCCCUCAGGGCUGGUGAAUGCCCCUCUUAGCCCCAAGCUAAUCACCUCUCAGCAGAUGGCCAUGUCCCAGUUCCUCAACCAACAGUAUGCUGUUAGCCGUAUGCUGGCCCAGCAGAGCAUAUCUGUCGCCGCCGCACCCCAGAAGUUCCUCAACCACCCCCCCGUGGGGAGGCCUCCCCCCUCCCUGGCCAAGGUGCCUGACCCCCAGACCCCGCCCGGCCCGCCAGGAUCCGGGUCGAGCUCCCAGAGCCAGGCGUGUGGGCCGGCUGACAUCACCGCCGACAUCUACCUGUGGGUGAGAGAGGAACUGAAGAGAGCAGGCAUCUCCCAGGCUGUGUUUGCCCGCGUGGCCUUCAACAGGACCCAGGGCCUGUUGUCUGAGAUCCUGCGUAAGGAAGAGGAUCCAAAGAAUGCAUCCCAGUCUCUUCUGGUUAACCUGCGGUCUAUGCAGAGUUUCCUACAGCUUCCUGAAAGCGACCGUGACCGCAUCUACCAGGAGGAGAGGGAGAGGAGUCUGACCGCAUUGACCACACUCAGCCAUUCACCCAACAACAAUACCUCACCACGCCACACACAGACCAGAAAGGAAGAGGGAAACUUUGCCAUGGCUGAAGAUUGGCACUCCCGGGUUUCCAUAGGCAAUCCUACAACGAAGCUGUCUCCAGCAGUAGUUGACAGAGGAUUGAAAAGCGAGGGAUGUGUUCUGAACAUCAACAGUUCAAUCUAUGAGGAGAUCACACAGGAGAUGAAGAGGGCCAAGGUAUCACAGGCCCUGUUCGCCAAGGUGGCAGCCUCCAAGAGCCAGGGCUGGCUGUGCGAGCUGCUGCGCUGGAAGGAGGAUCCGUCCCCAGAAAACCGGACACUGUGGGAGAACCUCUGUAUGAUCAGGCGGUUCCUUAGUCUGUCUCAGACGGAACGAGACAACAUCUAUGAUCAGGAGAGCAACGGUCUGCAUCAUCACUGUCCUGACAGGCUCACACAGCUAAUCAAUGCCAACACACUGCUCCAACGCCACCUCCCAUUACCACAGCAGCACCACCAGCGACCCCUCACCCCUCUGUCCCAGCAACCCCAAGGGGGGCCUCGUCUGCCGCCGCGACAACCAUCCACAGCAUCGCCGGCCGAAACCGAGGGUGGGGGGCCUCUGAGGGCCUGGUGGGUGGGCAGUAAGGGGGACGGGACGGGAGAGGACCUCCCAGGCAGGAGCAGCGAGGGGAGUUGCUGCGAGGGCACGGUUAGGGGUGUGUGUUGUGAUGACGUGAAGGGAGACAGCAGGCAUGAGGAUGAGGGGAUCAGAGGUUUUCGGGUGUCCCGGGAGGCGCUGGGGAUCCUGCAGAGCUUCAUCCAAGACGUGGGGCUGAACCCCGACGAGGAAGCCGUACACACGCUGUCAGCCCAGCUUGGCCUGCCCAAACACGCCAUCCUAAACUUCUUCCGCAGCUACACUCACAACCAUAGACAGGACUACAGUGAGAGUCACCACAACCAACAUCCCGGCCUGAACCACCUCCAGUAUCCCAGCCAGAACCACCUCCAGUAUCCUAGCCUGAACCACCUCCAGUAUCCCAGCCAGAACCACUACCAGUAUCACAGCCAACACCACAGGGACCCAGACCAGCUGUUGGUUACUGGAACAGGCCCAACCCAGCCUGAGAGAACUCCAGGGCAGAGGGAGGAGGAAGGCAGUGUUGGCUCUGCAGGUGUGUUGGAGGAAAAGAAGGAGAAUCUGGAAGGGGAAGAGGAAAUGGAAAUGGAGAGGAAGAGGGAGGGCGGUGCCAUUUUGAAAGAUUUGGAUGUAAGCGCUGAGACCAAUGCCAGUUUCAUACUAAAAGAGGAGGAGAUACAGGACUCUAACCAAUCACAGCCUGAGACCCUCCCACUGCAUGAUGAAUAACCCCACCCAUUAGUUUCCCUCUUGCGAAUGAGAUGGCUUCAAUACGACAGACCUGAACUCUUUUCACAGUGCUACUCCAGAAACAUUGUCUUUUACUGAGGAACUGUACGCAGUAGGGUAUGGUAUUAUAAGUGCUUCCCUCGUUGGUAACGAAAUGUUGAAAUUAAAGACUCACUCUGGGAUUAUUGUGUAAGGAAUUGUGUAGUUAAACAUGUAUGAAGAGAUACAGUAUUUUAACUGUUGAGGAUUCCAUUUUAAAGACAUUACAACCAACAAAUGCCUUCUAGUAUGUAGCUCUAGCCAUUGUUGCUAAUGCUAGACUGUCCUCUCUGGAUUUUGAUGAUGUUGAAAUAUGAAUAUUGAUAUUGAUCAACUGGUUUGGCUGUAUUUUUUACCCAUUUUGUAGUGUUUUGUUUCUUUCUCUUUCAAAAUUCUUGACACCUAAAUGCUUUCCUAGGUCUUUCUAUCUUAAUGCCCUCUUUUAGGUGUCUCUAAACAAUUCUAAAGUGUCUUAAAGUCUUUGUAGUCAACAUACUUGAGGUACUUUGUAUGCACUUCUUUCACUCGUACAAUUGCCUAAUUGUAGAUGAAAAGGCUAAAUAUGCAAAGGGUGUGUGUCUUUUUGUGUGUGCGCAUGUGUUAGUUUCUGCCUUAUGUCAUCCUUUGAUUUACUCUAGCAUCUUGACAUUUGUGUGUUCAUUCCAUUGAUGCAUGAGUUACUUAUUAAAAGUGGUUGUUUUAAAGAGAAAUGCAAUGGAUGCAGAAUGACAUUUAUGACAUGCUCAAACCUGUGAUUUACAAUUUUCUUCAUUACAAAUAUAAAUACUUUAUACACUAUGAAAUGUUUUUUGGGUGGUAUUGUAUAAAUGGUAUGUUAAAUCUAUCAGGUGUCUGUGCUGAACCUCAAAGUCAGCAAAGUUGAGUUUUCCCAGACAGACACUUUGAUAAAUAUCUUGUUUCUAGCAUGUUCACCACUAAAUGGGGAAAAAAGGUUGCUAGUUGUUUUGAUCAUAAAGUAUGUCAAUAUUGUAACAUAUGGACCUGUUUUGUUGACCUCUGCUCCUGUGUUUUAUGGGUAAAUAUUCUUUCACACACAGCCUGGUAAUGAAUGGCAUCUUACUUUCUGUAAUUAAUAGAAAAAGUUUUCCUUGCCAUUCAUCAUAAAACAGACAGACACAAAGACUCUUCUAGUUGCUUAUCAAACAUAUUUCAAAACGGAAAAAAAUCCCCAUGUAUCUAAAUUAGGACUGACCUAUUGGAUGAACUAGAUCCAGCACGUUACUGAUGAACUGACAAAUCAGUGCUUGUUUAUAUGUAACGUGAUGUUUAGUGGAAUGUGUAUAAACAAGACAGAAAAAAUGAGAGGAAGGGGAGAAAAACAGUAGCAUGUUACUGCUUAAACAGUAGCAAAAGUAAUACCACACAGACAUGUCGCCUACAGCACAGCAGGAUUUUGGACGGAGAAACUGGAUCAGAUAUUUCUGUGCUGUGGCGUCUUUGGUGAGAUGAAGAGCCUCCGGGUUGUGAAGGUGUGUGGGUGCCCUUCAAACAGCUGCUGAGGGUCUGGUGUCUGAGUGCUUCACUGAAGAAACAGGACCACGUAGCACUACAAAACUAAAAUACAAAUGUGGCAUACAAAAAUAUUACAAAUUUUGGUUGUGUUACAGCAGAUCUUUUGGUAUGUUAUGCUAUGUCUGGUAACUUUUGCUGAUAUUUUUUUAACUUUUUUUAAACAAUCUGGUUUACAAAGAGGCAAUUAACUUCUGUGUUUGUGUUGUUGAGUUUGCUAAACUCAACUUUUAUAUAUUUUUGGGUGGUAUUGUAUAAAUGGUAUCUUAAAUCUAUCAGGUGUCUUGCUAAACUCGACUUUCAGCACCAGUUUUCAAACUAGUAGUAACAAGCCAAAAUUGUGUCCCA
Esox lucius (northern pike) is the source of this 5038-nucleotide messenger RNA. RefSeq names its product SATB homeobox 1a (gene satb1a). The coding region runs from base 272 to 3121 and encodes 949 amino acids. Gene Ontology annotation, biological process: chromatin remodeling; regulation of transcription by RNA polymerase II. Gene Ontology annotation, molecular function: DNA-binding transcription factor activity, RNA polymerase II-specific; RNA polymerase II cis-regulatory region sequence-specific DNA binding. The transcript has 13 exons. Lineage: Eukaryota; Metazoa; Chordata; Actinopteri; Esociformes; Esocidae. The record is from RefSeq and is a predicted model, not a curated record.